GCAUCUUAGCGGCGAGACCGGCAUAGCGGGCAAGGCUGGAUAGCUCAUGCGGCCCGGCUUGCCGCAGAAGACGAUUAGAUGUUUAGUUCCCCAGUUUGUGGGCUUACCUCAGGAUGAACAAAGGGGAACGAGACAAGACGACCAAGGUUUAGGACCCCGUAAAUAUCCUCUACGAGGGCCGAUAUGGAUUCAUUUCUUACGUAGGUUCUUUCCGCCAAAUUUGUACACAGUUUAUGCGAUAUCAUUUCGGCUUCUUAUCUACGGUCAUUAAUGAAGAAUCAGGAAAAAGAACUACACAAUACGGAGUAUCAGUCCAUGUCCUCCAUGAAAUGAGGCAUCUCAUCAUGCAUGAACCAACCAAUCAGAGAUAAAUCCCCUUACUCAAUAUAUUGCUUGGGCAAAGCAACUCCCAUCUCUUGUGUGAUCCUAAGUAUGAUUGGUGUAUAUGCUUAGGUAUACAUGCUGAAGCGUGAGAAUCUUACGUUUAGCGCGGAUAGAAGUUUGCCUUGCAGACUGGAGAGGGAAAAGCAGAAAGUUCCGCAUGCACUGUUACUACGGAGAGGUGACGAAGGGCCUGGACUUUUUUUUCAUACGGGACACGAAGUAACUUGUAAAUCCUGAUAAGAGACGGACUCGUUAACUCUGAUCUAGGCUUACCCUCACGGAGUACGGGGAAGUUUCUCCAUCAGUCUGCAAAGCCAACCACAGCGAGAACUCCGUUAAACUUAUCUAAAUAUAUGGAUGUCCUAGCACAUCAGCAGGCUCAGCUGUCGGACGACCAUGUAGAUCCCCCUGCCGAGCGUCUGGAUUCAUAUGGACUCAUACAUGCAUUGUUACCAGAAACCCUCAGUAUCACUUAAUUACGGAGUACGGAGUACUGGAUGCCGAGUCGACGACAGCUACUGAAGGGAUGAUCAGAAUAUGUACUCCAUACGGAGGAAUGUUUCACUCGUUGGAUAGGCGGAUGGGGGAGUCACGAAGCCUCGAGAGUUGGAUGGUUGAUGGCUUCCAUUCUGUGGUAUUAUUAUCCAGAGCAUCAAUCGUCGGGAUUCUGGAGGGGGUUUCAUCAAACCUCUGAUCCGUGGUGGCACCAGAGACGGAAAUUUGGACGGAAAGUAAUGGGAAUUGUUUCAACAGCGGUCAAAACCUCCCAGGGGUUUUGUUUGAGACGUCGUUUCCAUCGGUUAUGGAAGUGGUCAACAAAGGGUAGUCACUCCAUAAGAGCUACCUACGCCAUGAAGAAGAUGGCGAUGGAUAUUCGAGCCUUGAUAGUCGUGGACGGCUGGCUGCUGGCCGCAGCUAGGUAAACUCGCCCGAUAGCUUUGCUUGUCGGUAGUUGCAAGGCCUGAAAACAAGCAGUGGACCAGGCGAAGACGGGAUGCUUGUUAAAAUGGUUAGUCCAAUGGCUACCCGGCGGCCGGUGGUCCACUACACUCCACUAGAAUAUAUUUGACCCCUACACCGUUGUUUCUCUCCAUCACAUCUGUCUUAUCCAGCUUAUUACCUCGCACCGGGCCCCGGAGAAAGAGGGAAAGCAAAG
Molecule: messenger RNA, 1540 nt
Organism: Trichophyton rubrum CBS 118892
Lineage: Eukaryota; Fungi; Ascomycota; Eurotiomycetes; Onygenales; Arthrodermataceae
Exons: 1
Coding region: 1002-1307 (101 amino acids)
Source: RefSeq, a predicted model, not a curated record